Messenger RNA from Aureococcus anophagefferens, 1518 nucleotides. RefSeq names its product expressed protein. Lineage: Eukaryota; Pelagophyceae; Pelagomonadales; Pelagomonadaceae. The coding region runs from base 1 to 1518 and encodes 505 amino acids. The record is from RefSeq and is a predicted model, not a curated record. The transcript has a single exon.
AUGGCGAACGCGACGGUGUGCCUCCACUACAAGGAGGGCGACGUGAGCGCGUCGUUCAAGCUCGUGCUGUCGCCGGCGCUGCAGGCCAAGCACGCCACGGGCAAGCUGCUGGCCUGGUUCGCCCGCGCCGAGCGCGGCACGCGCCCCUGGCGCACGGACCGCCUGAUCCUCGUGGACCUCGACGGCCGCUGCCUCGACCUCGACGCGCCCCUCGCGGCGACGCUGGCGGCUCAGGCGGCCGGCGGCGACGGGUUCGCGCGGCUCCUCGUGCGACCGUGGCUCCACGAGCGGACCGCGGCGGCGCUCGUCGCCCCGAAGACGGCCGACGCCUGGGCGUUGUUCUGCCCCAUCGAGAAGCUCGUCCUCUACGACAAGUCGGCGGCGACGCCGGCCGACGCGCCGGGCCUCUCGGCGGACGACGUCUUCUACCUGCGUUUCCUCCGGAAGCUCCGGGGCAGCGGCGCGGGCCUCGGCAAGGAGCGGCAGGAGUCCUUCAAGAAGCUCAUGGAGGGCGAGGCGCAGCGGGGCGACUGGAAGAAGGAGAAGCGCUGGGCGCGCCGGGGCCAGAUCCCGCGGCCGGGCUGCCGAUGGGUGACGUGCGUCGACGACGUCCCGUGCCUCGUCGCGGAGAUCCUGGGCAAGGAGCCCGUCGAGGACCCGAGCGGCGCGGCGCCCGCGGGGCUGCGCGGCGGCGAGCGCGUCGUCGCCCGGCGCUACGGCGUCUCCAAAGAGCACGUGUUGCGCUGGGGCGAGCGCGCGUCCGGAGACGCGCAGCAGAUGCUCGCGAUGGCGCCCCGGUGGCUCGAGGUCGAGUACGACGACGGCGACGAUGUCGUCUGCGGCUGGGCGCCGGCGGUGGCGUUCUUCGACGCCGAGGAGCCGCCGGAGCUCAAGCGGGAGCUCGGCGACGCGUCGUCGUCCGACGACGACGACGACGACGGCGUGCUGCCGCGGCCGCCGGGCAUCGCGCCCAAGCUCUGGGGCCGCGUCCUCGCGGCCCACGAGUGGAAGGGCGACGGCGACCGCCUCCUCGCGCUCCGGGGGCUCCGCGCGCGCGACGCGGCCGCCGCGUACGACGUCGCCGUCGAUUUCGCGAAUCUCGCGGACGCGGACGCGUGCGCCGGCGGCGACGCGGCCUGCGGCGCGCCCUGGGCGACGCGGCGCCUCGCGCCGCUGCUGCGGGCCUUCUGGCGCGCCGCGGCGCUGAACGCGGCCGUCGCGCUGCUCGCGUCCGGCGAGGCCCAGGCGGCGAUCGACGCGCUCGCGCGCGACCGGCCGAGCCCGGGCCUCCUGCGCGCGGAGCCCGACGACGCCGACGGCCUCUUCUGCCGCGCCGAGGCCCUGGCGCGCCUCCGCUUCCCGAAGCUCGCGCUCGACCAGCUCGACCUCGUCAAGGCGACGCACGGCGCGGCGCUCACGGAGCGGCAGGCCCGGACCCUCGACGCGGCGCGCGACCACGCGGCGGAGAAGAUCGCCGCCCUCGCCAAGCCCAAGCGCAAGACGAAGAAGCGCUGGUAA